Messenger RNA from Tilletiopsis washingtonensis, 3690 nucleotides. RefSeq lists its product as hypothetical. The transcript has 6 exons. Gene Ontology annotation, molecular function: Arp2/3 complex binding. NCBI's taxonomy places the organism in Eukaryota, Fungi, Basidiomycota, Exobasidiomycetes, Entylomatales. The record is from RefSeq and is a predicted model, not a curated record. Gene Ontology annotation, cellular component: actin cortical patch. The coding region runs from base 397 to 3378 and encodes 993 amino acids. Gene Ontology annotation, biological process: actin cortical patch localization; endocytosis; actin cortical patch assembly.
CACCUUCCUUCUCGCCUCCAGCCUCGUCGCCGUCCCGCUCCAGCCCAGUACGCACGCUUCUCCGUCACGCUACCCGCACUCCAGCCUCCAGUACCCUGCGCCGCUCUGCGCCCGUCGUUCCGGCCCUCGCUUGCCGCACCCGCCCCUAACGAUCCCCGCAUCCUCCCCGGCGCGCCCACCUCCACCAAGCGCCGCAGAGAGCCGCUCGCUCGCUGCCGUCCCAGCUCAUACGCCGCCCGCUUCACACCUCUUUCCCAUCAGCGGCACUGCUCGCCUCUCGCGGCCCAGCUCGCAGCGCGCCGCCGCCGGCGGAGCCGAGCCGAGCCUGCCCCGCGCCGCAGCGACUACGGCGCACUCGUGCUGUGCCAGGACCUGCAGCUGGCCGCGUGAGCGGCGAUGAGUGCGCGCUCCAGCUCAGCGGCCUCGUUCGUUGCUCUGGCGCCCGCUGAAGGACCCCUGUCGUCCGGCUUGUCCACUUCGGCCUCCAGCUCGGGCUCCGGCUCUGGCGCAGCUCCGGCUGCGCCUGCGGCCUUCUGGGGCGCCGUACAUGCGCUGCUGCAUCCGCUCCCUCCGCGCCGCCGCACAACCAAUGCCGACGGCAGCGAUGCAGAGUCCUUGUCGAGGGCUCAACGGGCGGACCCCGAAGAGGCCAUCGGGCAGGACCAGGUGCGCGCCAGUGUCUCGCGCGUCUUGAAGCUCGCCGAUGGCGGCUUUGCUCGCCACCUCUCUACGCCGCAGGAGCAGGAGCAGCUCGUCGCGCGCUUCUUUGAUUCGCCGCUCUUUGUGCAGCACCACGCCUUCACUGCCGACUUGCUCGUCGACAUCGCUCGACAUGCAAAGACGCUGCCCACGCUCCUGCUCAGCUACGAGAUUCUGCUGCAGUACGGCGCACACGAUGCGCGUGUCUUUCGCGCACUGCAGUCGCGCGCCGCACACAUGCUCCCUCGCCUGGUGCACCAGGUCUGGGCUGCACAUUAUGCCGGCCAGGCACAGCGCCGGCUCGAGGCUGCCGGCGCCAGUGCUGCUGCCAGCGGCGACGUCGGCAUGCAGAUUGCGCUGAGGGAAAAGGCUGUACGCCUGGCGUACGAGGUGUGCCGGGUGCAGCGGCUAGACGUGGCAGACAUGCGUGCGUGUGACGUCAAGUUCAUCGACCAUCUCUUCGACUUGGUGGAAGAGACUCGGCACAACGCAGACGAGGCGUUCAACUACCAGCUGAUCAAGCUCAUCGUCGCGCUGAACGAGCAGUUCAUGGUUUCCGGGCUGGCCGCCGCCUCGGGCGCCCCUCUGAGCACGGGGCGCACGUCGCCGACAAGCAUGCGGCCGACGAAUUUGGUCAUGCAAGUGCUGCAGGCGCGCCUCAACGAGAGCAAGACAUUUGGCGAGAAUCUCAUCUUCAUGCUCAACCGCGCAUCGAGCUCCGACGCCGAGGAUCUGUGCAUGCAGCUGCUCGUCCUCAAGCUGCUGUACCUCCUCUUCACGACCAAGGAGACGGCGCACUACUUCUACACAAACGACCUCAAAGUGCUCGUCGACAUCUUUGUGCGCGAGCUCUCGGACUUGCCGGACGAGUCAGAAUCGCUGCGCCACACGUAUCUUCGUGUGCUGCAUCCCCUUCUGACCAGCACGCAGCUGCUCACGCAUCCCUACAAGCGCAGCGAGGUGCGGCGUCUUUUGCUCGGGCUGCUUUCGCACGCCCAUCUGCGCGACAUCAGCGCUACGACCCGGCGCCUCGUCGAGCGCUGCCUCAAGGCGGAGUGGUGCGUCGAGCUCGAUGCCUCGGCCACAUCUCCACUCGCCCAGUUGGCAGGCGCAGACGCGCCGCACAUGGCUGUCGCAUCGGUGCAGCCCAUCAUGGGCGGUCCGACGCACGAGAUUGUGGUCGAGACGCGCAUCGAGCGGGGCGAAGAGGUGAUUGCGUCGGAAGACUCCGCAAGCCGGAAGCGCGACGUGGAGAUUGCCUGUGCGCAGGAGGAUCCGCACGUGCCGCCUAUCGCCAGCAGCAGCGCUCUUGACGUGCUCGUCGAGCCCGCCGUGUCGCCAAUCGCGGAGGCACCGCCCGAGCUGGAAGCUGCUGCGGCUGCAGAGCCAGAGGCGAGCUCAGGCUCCCUGCGUCUGGACGUCCCCCGCACACGCGACAAGCGCGUCCACUCUCUCUCGAAUCUUCGCUCGCCGGACGCAUCUCGCGAUGACGAGGCAGCUGCCAGCUCUUCCGCGUCGGCUCGCGGUCAGGCUGGCGCCAGCACCACGCGGCGCGUCUUUUCGUCGCAUUCUAUGCCGCCCACACCGCCGCGCACGGCCAGUCCGGCGAGUCCCGAGGGCGUCGACGAUGCAGGUGAUGCGCCCUCGUCCAUGCAUUCGUCCUGGCACAGCCACAUGAUCGAUGUGCCUUCUUCCACUUCGCGCGGCCCGGGACCGCCACGCCCACCAAAGUCGCGCGCAGACAGCAGUGGUGCAAGCAGCACGACGGCCUCGUUCGGCGCCUCAUCGCCGGGCCAGUCGGUCUUUCUUGCGCACCAACUCGACGCGUUGCCCAGGUUCGGCUCGCCUUUGGCCCACGAGGCGACAGAGGCAUACGCCUCGCUCUGGCCUGCAGGGCUGGGUAGCGAAGAUGUCGGCAUGAGUAUGCAGCGCUCCCGUUCAAGCGAUGGCUCCGCGCCACGCCAAACGCGGUCAGACAUUCUGCCGUCUCCCGCACUCAAGCUUCACGUUCGUGCGGCCUCUGACGUCGAUGAAGGCGCUCAGGAUGAGGACAUUACGCCCACGGCCAGUGCUCUGCGCGCCGGACGCGGCAACGGCAGCGGAGCCAAUGGCGCACAGCAGAGGCGACGCCCGCCCGCUCCGCCCGCUUGGGAUGUCUCCUCCAUCCCUGCUGCUGGAUUCGUGGCCACCCGGCGCAGCAGCAGCGGCGGGAGGAGCGGGAGUGCCGGCGUCUCUGGUCUGCCAAGUAGCGGAGGCCCUGGCAGCCCAGCUCUGGUGGCGCUGCGCGCUGCAAGCGCCGAGGAAGCGACGCGCGCCGGCCGGCGCGAAAUGCUGCAGAGCCCUUCGGAUGCUGCCGUAGCGCAUGCGCUGCUGCCGUCUGCGGACGACGAGUUCGAUGGUCGCGCCAGCCCCGCUCCAUCGUAUGGCUCCGGCACAGCCUCGCCGAAUCCGUCGUCGCGGCGCCGUGCUCCGCCGCCGCCACCAGGCAGCAGUAGUGCUGCACCCGCACUCAUCGCCCCGCUCGCCACGCCGCGCCGGCCGCCGCCUGUCAACCGCGCCACCAAGAGCCUGCGAUCGGCGCUCACAGGGCGCGAGGCCGAGCGUAGCGCCGCGCCGUCGCCGGAGCUGGGACAAGAAGCAUCCGUCGAGCAGCAGCUCGCGGAGCUGCGCCUUGGCUAGCUCUCGGCGCCCUCCAACCCGUCUCGGCGCCGUCCGUAGCCUCGCCCUCACGCUACGCUUCAUCACGCAUCACUCGCCUUCACUGCAUCAAUGAGCAUGGCUUCCUAUAGUAGCGCCAUCUCCGUGUCGUCUCCAUCCGCCUCCUGCUCCUGUGGCCGCUCGCCGCGUUGCCCUUCGGUCUCGAGGUGCUCGUGUGUACUCUCGACGUGGCGCGCCUCCUCUGUCUCGUCCGCCAGCAGUGCAAGAAGCGCUUCCCGCGCGGUCGCGGCAUCCGCGCGCAUCAACUGCUCCGCCCAAAAGUCGCCCACACGC